Podarcis muralis (Common wall lizard) is the source of this 2896-nucleotide messenger RNA. It is a transcript of the gene FASLG, whose product is annotated as Fas ligand. Gene Ontology annotation, cellular component: membrane. Gene Ontology annotation, biological process: positive regulation of canonical NF-kappaB signal transduction; extrinsic apoptotic signaling pathway via death domain receptors; immune response. The record is from RefSeq and is a predicted model, not a curated record. NCBI's taxonomy places the organism in Eukaryota, Metazoa, Chordata, Lepidosauria, Squamata, Lacertidae. Gene Ontology annotation, molecular function: tumor necrosis factor receptor binding.
AUGCUGAGGUUGCCUGUCAAGGGGGGGGGGCAUAGCUGGGGGUAGAUGGAGACGCGAACACCCAUCCAGGGGAUUCCUGGAACUUGUGCUGGCUGUGUGGAGGCUGCCCCAGGUGGGAGUCCAUGAUGCUUGUGUCUAAGAGGCAGUGCUUUCUGUAUAUGGUGGUGGUUUGUGUCAUGGAAGUGUUCUGCUAUAAAUGUGGAUGGUCGUCACACUCUGCAUUGCGCUGCCGUGAUUGUUGGAGUGGCCAACAGUGUUGCCAUCAGUGCUGGGGGUACACCUGAUCGUUUACCAUGUUAUUUCCACUUUACAGUGGUAUUGUUUUUCUGACAUCUUUGUUGCGAGGAGUGCAGAGGAUCCCAACAAGAGUGUGCUGGCGUUACACUAAGAUAAGCAGCUGUCAAUGUCUGCAGCAGCAAAGGAUAUCUCUGCCCAUGUAUUAGGCACUUCAGCAAAAAUUUCAAAAGCAUUUAGGCUCUCACUAGAGUAAAUAAGAAAACAGCUGGAUAGGACAAAAGUUGUUGCCUCUCCCAUGAAUCAUCAUGCAAUACAAAAGUCAGGGGGGUGUUCCCUUAUCAACUUCUAGGAGACAUCAAAGAGACAAGAAAGGCCUAGAUGUGGUUUGGUUUGUAAUAAGAGUGAGUAGAAGCAAACAAAGGAAGCUCAUUUCAUAUUUGCACUUUGGAGGUCAGAAGUAAAUAAAGAGGAGGAGAACCCCGAAGGAGCAAAGAGGGUGGGAAGGAUUGCAGUCUGGGCUUCCAAAAUAAAUAAAUCAGGCUGCCAGGAAAGCAGCCAGUACUGGGCUGGGAGGAAAAUGCAGGCAGCAGAAGUCUGAAGAAACAUUCAAGUUUUAAGGUGGGAAACCGAAAACAAAGGUCUACCAAGUAAGAGACAGAAUUUGAACAAAAAAUGAAUAGGAAGCAAAACUGUAUUUUGCUUUUUGCUCAAAAGGUCCAUGUUUACAGUGUUUGUCUCUGAAUGCAUAUCAUGUUUGGGUACAUUUUGCAUGAGAACUGCUUCUGCUCCCUGCUCUGCUCUGUGCAGGCAGGCGUCAGGUAUCUUGCAUCUCAGCAGUGGGUGGAAGCUCUCUGAGGUUUUCUGGUGUCAGCCCAAGAGGCUUUUCAGUGGUGGGCGCAGGUGACGUCUGGGGACACAGCACAGGAAGAGAACCCUUCUCUGACGCAGCAUCUGAGCUGAGGACUCCAGAGACAUGGCUCUCCCCGCCAUGCAGCAGAACCCGCACUGCAUUUAUCCCCAGGUCUUCUGGACAAGCAGCAGUGGAGUUUCCAACUCUGAGUGUGCCCCUUCAGGACUGUGUCCCAUCAGGUUUGCGCCCCACCAGGACAUCCGCCCUGCUCUGCCUGUGCCAGAGACCAAAAGGAAAAAGCAGAGCAAAAAGGAUGGCACACGCCUGUGUUUCCUGGUGGUUUCUCUGCUGACCCUUCUGGCCCUCACUGGGGUUGGGCUUGCAAUGUUUCAGAUCUUCCGUCUGCAGCAGGAACUAGAUGCUCUGAGAGAGCUUUCCUGCUCUGGGCAGGUGCCUCAAUCUCCUGAGAUGCUCAAAGGAUUUCUGAAUGGAACAGCGGAAAAGGAAGUCAAGAGGAGAGCACACUUGACAGGCAAAGCAAACCAGCGAUCGCUCCCACUGGAAUGGGAGAGUACCUAUGGACAUGCCUUCAUUUCUGGUGUUCAGUAUGAAAACAGGGGUUUGGUGAUCGAUGAAGCUGGCCUCUACUUUGUGUACUCCAAAGUGUUCUUCCGGGGUGGGGCCUGCACCCCCCAGCCUCUUGAUCAUGUGGUUUUCAAAAGAAACCCAUCGUAUCCUGAUAUCCAGGUGCUGAUGGAGGACCGAAAGAUGAGCUACUGUGUGGCCAGGCACAUGUGGGGCAGAAGCAGCUAUUUGGGUGCUUUGUUCAACCUUUCCAGGCAGGACAGCCUGUAUGUGAGUGUCUCAGAAGUCACACUGGUGAAUCCUGAGGAGUCAAAAACCUUCUUUGGCUUAUAUAUGCUUUAGGGGUGGGUGGAAGAUUAGCAUUCAUCAUACAGGCUAUGUGAAAAUUCUGAGCAACAUGAAAAUGAUCUGGGACAGCUGAUGGACUGCAAACGUUGCUUCUCUAGAAAGCCCAUCAGACUCCAUGACUUCACUUUUUACACUGAGAAGUUCAAAAAAGGCCUGAAGUGGAUCUUCACAGAUUUAAACUGAGGGUCGACUUUUCCUGCUGGAUUCCUUCAGAGACAAACAGCCUUGAACCACACAUGACUUGCCAAAGAGUGCCAGGAAAUCCUCCAUUUGGGGAAAAGCAGGGAUUUUGCGGCAUAAAAACCUGUCCCUAUUGACCAAAUGUAACAGCCAAAUUUGGAUCCAUAUUUGAAGAGAUGUUCUUUGGUUGUGUGGCAGCUGAGGUGUGAAGGGAGCAGAAAUGUUUUCUGUUAGUUCCUAGUGUGUGACCGCCUAGCUGCUAGUCUGGUUCCAUCCAGCGUUUAUGUCCUGUGCUGCAGCUUCCCAGUGAAGGCCUAUUGGGUUGCUGUCAUUCAUCAGUCACACUUUUAAAACUCCCCCAGUGCCAGAAAUGUAAGCUACUCUUUUUCAGCCUACCUCUUUGGCUCUAGAGGUAGCCAACUCUCAACGAAAAAACAAAACCCACUUUCCCACUUCUCUCUGUGCUCGGAGGCAGGUGAAGAGGCAGCUCCUUGAGCCCCACAAAGCACUGUGGAUCACUGGCACCAUCCUCAGCAUCCCUGAUUCCCAGCGCCGCCUGAGCAGUUCCGACAGUCUUGUGAAUGUGAUGUAAGAUGAAGCACUUUCAGAUGAGCGUGGUCAUGAAACUUCAAAUGAAACUAAUUCCUAUGCAUUUUCCUCAACUCUGUGGGAAAAUUUAGAAUGAUUUUUGUUUGG